GACGUAAAUACCUCGAAUCGAUUAACAUCAAGGGGAACGCGAAGCGCAUUAACGGCACAUACAGACGAAUAGCCAACUCAUGGAUGAGCAAAUUCCAGUCGAUUGAUCUAUUACAAAAGACCUCACUUUGCUCAAUUACCCCAACUAUGCUUUUCCUCGAAAAACCGCGGUUAUCGCAGAUAAACUGAAGAAACUGAUUUAGGUGUGUCGAGAGUGGGGUCCUCCUUAAUUUGAAAACUUGUCGAGAAACCACGGAUCAGUUUAUAACCACACGUGUUUCUAGACCGAUUGUUGAAAUGGUUGUGCGUCUAAAUAUUAAUAAUCACACCAAUAAAUAAUCGUAUUUAUAAAUUCUCAAUUAAGGUAGGUCGAGUGUUUGCUUUGAAUCACUUUUAUCUCGCCGAUAAGUGUUAUUAUUUGGUGUUUUUCGCGAAGCAUUUCAAUUUUGCUUUUCGAAGAUAAUACCGGCUUUAACAAGUUCGCCUAAACGCUGAAUUUCCUCAAGAUGAAGAUUUUGGGGAUCAAGUUCGCCCCUUUGCACAUCCCCCUCGAGCGCCGCUUGCAAACCCUUGCCGCCGGAUGCUGGUUCACAACCCUGGCCUUUGGUACCUUCAUCGGUACCUUCAUCUGGGUGUACGUCUUCUUCACCCGAUUCUGGUACCUGUCCGUCCUUUACGCCACCAUAAUAUACCUCGAGAAAAGCAAGUGUGAGAAGGGCGGCCGCCCCAUCGAAUGGAUCAGACAUUGGGGAUGGUGGUACUACUUGAAAAACUACUUCCCCUGUAAGCUUGACUUUGUCCCGGGCCUAACCUUUGAUCCGAAGAGGAAUUAUCUAUUUGCCUGUUACCCCCAUGGGAUCCUCCCGGCGGGCCCUUUCAACACCAUUGGUAGCCCUUACAGCGAAUUUAGCAAGUUGUUUCCAAAGUUUCGGGUGAGGUUGGUGAUUCUGCACCAACAUUUCUUCAUUCCGUUUCUGCGGGAGAUUGCUUAUGGGACAGGGGGGAUUUCGGCCUCGGCCAAGUCGUUGAAUCAUGUUUUGGGGAGUCCGGAAGGGGGGUAUAUUGCGGUGUUGAUGCCCGGGGGCGCAGUUGAGGCCUAUAACAGCCGGCCUGGACAGUACAGAAUCAUCCUGAAGAACAGGAAAGGCUUCGUAAAACUGGCCUUGAGGAAUGGGUCACCACUAGUACCAGUUAUCUCGUUCGGGGAGCCGGAAUUGUUUGAUCAAGUUGAAGGGAGGACUUUGAGGAAGAUUCAGGAGUCCAUCAGGAAGUACCUCGGGCUGGCACCUGUGAUUUUCUCAGGGAGAGGGUUCUUCCAGUACUCGUUUGGCGUUAUUCCACAAAGGAGGCCUAUUACGACCGUUGUCGGGCACCCGAUUGAAGUUACCAAAAUCGAAAAACCAACAAACGAGGAAGUGGACGAACUACAUAAAAAGUACAUGCAAGAGCUGGAGAACUUGUUCGAAGAGUACAAAUUCAAAUAUUUGGAGAAUCCGAAGGACAUACACUUGGAGUUUGAAUAAAGACUGUUUUAAAUUUUGUUACAUAUUUUUAUAAAAUACUGUUAUUAAAUAAAUUAUUACUUAUUUUUUAAA
Messenger RNA from Tribolium castaneum (red flour beetle), 1594 nucleotides. RefSeq names its product 2-acylglycerol O-acyltransferase 2. Gene Ontology annotation, cellular component: endoplasmic reticulum membrane. The record is from RefSeq and is a predicted model, not a curated record. The transcript has 3 exons. Bases 506 to 1522 code for a protein of 338 amino acids. Gene Ontology annotation, molecular function: diacylglycerol O-acyltransferase activity. Gene Ontology annotation, biological process: triglyceride biosynthetic process. NCBI's taxonomy places the organism in Eukaryota, Metazoa, Arthropoda, Insecta, Coleoptera, Tenebrionidae.